CGAGCUCAACAAAUUCAUGGACGCGGAUGCCCCAACCAAAGAGCACAACAAAUGGAAGAUUCUAGAACUCCGGGCGCUGGUUCUCGUCAGCCUUUUCCUCCAAGUCGUCCUCGUCGCCGUCGGAAGCCGGAGAAAAUACACAAAAAAAAAAUGGGUCGCCGCAAUCAUCUGGCUCUCCUACCUCUCCGCCGACUCCGUCGGCACCCUCGCCCUCGGCGUCCUCUCCCACGCCAAAGGAGACUCUAAAAACCUCUACACAAUAACCGCGCUGUGGGCGCCAUUCCUCCUGAUGCACCUCGGCGGCCCGGACACCAUCACCGCCUACGCCAUGGCCGACAACGAGCUCUGGCUCCGCCAUUUCCUCGGGCUGCUCGUGCAGGCCUCCGUGGCCGUCUACGUCUUCUACCGGUCUUUCACGCGCGCGCACUUGAAUUUCUUGUGGAUGCUGAUUUUCGUGGCCGGUGUUGUUAAGUACGGGGAGAGGAGCUGGGUGCUCUUCUCGUCGAGCAAGGACCGCUACCGCGGCUCGCUGGUGUCGCAGCCGGAUCCGGGGCCCAACUAUCCUAAAUUCAUGGACGAAAAGGUUUCGAAGGAAAAGGAAGGCUACAGAGUCUCUCUUGGGAAAGCCGUCGACCAAAUCUUCUCCUCGUCUCCGAUUUAUCCGGAUGAAGCAGGCGCUGACGAGACUUUCCUCUUGAACAAGGCGUAUUCUUUCUUCGGAACAUUCAAGAAGCUUUUCGCGGACUUGAUUCUCACCUUUCAGGACAGAAAAAUCAGCGUUGAUUUCUUUAAAAGGUUGGAAUGGAAGGAUGCUUUCAGCAUAGUUGAGAUUGAACUGGGAUUGGUAUUCGACUUGUUCUAUACAAAAUCGUCCUUUCUCUUCUCGCCAGCUGGGGUCGCUCUCCGAAUCUUCAGCUGCUCGUCGACCGUCGUCGCCCUCGUAACCUUCCACGUAAUCAGGGAAAAGGUCUAUCCCCAAACGGAGGUGAUUAUCACUUAUAUCUUGUUAGUGGGUGCUGUUUUUCUCGAACUGUAUGCAGUUUUGACACUUUUCGUGUCGGAUAGAAUGAAGAUCUUGUUGGCAAGGGACUGUAUGUUCUUAUCACUACUUCAAUACCUUGGGAUUGUGCCGGGGAGAAAGAGGUGGGCGAAUUCUAUGGGACAAUACAACGUCUUGAAUCAUUGUCUUAAAUAUAUGCCAAAGCGCCCUGAAGCCCGUUGGUAUCCUAAGAAGUUGCAUCCUGUCGUAGAGACGUUGGAUGAAUGGCAGGUGAAUUUGACUCAAUUUCUCGAGAAGUACUUAUUUGGGACGAACAAGCCUGUCCCAGACUGCUUAAAGAAACGGGUUUUUGAUGAGUUGAAGGAAAGAUCAAAAGAUGGUGAUAAGAAGAAGUUGAAAAGUUACUGGGAGGACAAGGUUCUCAUUGAUAAAGAAAUGGAAUGUUUCAAUGAGAAUGAUGAGGUUGAGUUCGAUCAGAGUCUUCUUGUGUGGCACAUGGCUACAGAUAUCUGUUCUCAUCACACCACAGUUGGUACGACAGAGUUGCGAGAGAAGGUGGAGAUAUGCAAGUUGCUGUCCGAAUACAUGGUGCACUUGUUGAUCAUGUAUCCUUUUAUGCUUCCGGGUGGGAUAGGACAAAUACGUUCCCAAGACACGUGUGCUGAGGCUGUUGAGUUCAUGAAGUACGAGGAGGUGUUGAGCAGGGAGAAGGUGUUCACUAUGUUAUCCAAAGUGGAUGUUGAGUUCAAACCGUCUGAGGUGAAAGGGGACAGAAGCAAGUCGCUCUUUUUCGAUGCUCAAAGACUUGCCAAUGCUUUGAGUAAGAUAGAAGACGACAUAAGAUGGGAGAAUAUCACACAAGUGUGGCUUGAUAUACUGACAUUUGCGGCAGUGCAAUGCAGAUGGAGUGAUCAUGCCGAGAAGCUAAGCCAAGGAGGUGAGCUCCUCACUCAUGUUUGGCUCUUGAUGGCUCACUUUGGUAUGACAGAUCAAUUCCAAAUUGCGCAGGGCUAUAUCAGAGCCAAACUGGAGUUGAACUAGAGAGAGAAACACUAGAUGAGUGCAAGUCGAAUGAUCAUCAACACGAGUGAAUGAAAAUUAAAAUGGUGAGAAUUUGCAUUUACGAUUACUGUCUUGGCAUUGCUCCAGUUGUUUCCCAAAUAAAUCAUGCUAUUGUAGUUCAAUGAUCAUGUUUUCCAUUUGUUGAAUUUCGAAGUGUUGUUGGGUGGUAAUAUGAUAUGGUCUGAACAAUAUUGCCAAUAAUGUGCAAACAGUAAAAUACUAGUUAAGACGA
Molecule: messenger RNA, 2294 nt
Organism: Salvia miltiorrhiza (redroot sage)
Lineage: Eukaryota; Viridiplantae; Streptophyta; Magnoliopsida; Lamiales; Lamiaceae
Exons: 2
Coding region: 17-2041 (674 amino acids)
Source: RefSeq, a predicted model, not a curated record